AAUUUGCUUCACCAUAGCAUUCCUGAUAGCAUGUGUUUGGAUGUAAAAACCUUUCUGUUCAAUUCCGGCCAUGUAGUUCCUCACCUCCUUCCUGAUCAACUCUUGCAUCACCGCCAAACACUCUGCACUGAAAAACUAUUUUUCCAUCCCCAAUUCACCAUUCUACAUACCCACAUGGCCACUUGCAAAAUUGCCAAAGGUACAGCCGAUGUCGGAGCAGAAAGAAAGAUCUAUGGAGCUUAAUCAUUUUAGUCAUCCGCAUCCCCUGCUCCUCCUGGAAGAUAAGAGCGACCAAGUCAGGGAGCCUUAUUGCUCAGGAUGCAGGGAUCUCAUACAGGAUUCAAGUUACAGAUGUGCCAACUGCAAAUUUUACCUUCACAAGUCGUGUGCUGAGCUACCCAGGGAGUGGGAUCAUCCUUUUCAUCCCCAUCACCCACUCGUUCUUUAUGAUAAGCCGCAAAACGACUCUCCUUGUGUUGCGUUUAAGUGCAGUUCCUGUCAAAAGCAGAAAGGUGAGGGAUUUGUUUAUCAUUGUUCUACUUGUGAAUUUGACCUUGACAUACAGUGUGCUCUGCUACCAAAAUUGAUUAUUGGAGAUUUCCCUAAACUUAUACAUUUUAGCCAUCAGCAUCCACUCUUUUUCAUUGAAAAGCAUUACAUUGAAAGUGCAGAUCAGUCUUGUUUUGCAUGUGAAGAUCCGAUAUCAGGUCCUAUUUAUUGUUGUUUUGAUUGUCUAUUUUUCCUUCAUAAAAAAUGCGCUGAGCUAUCUUCUGUGAUAAAUCAACCUAGCCACUGCAAACACUCUCUUACUCUUCGGCACAGUCCUCCACCUCCCAGCCACUUCAAACACUCUCUUGCACUUCUAGCCAAUUAUCCACAUGAAAAGGACUGUUCUGGCCAUUUAUGCAACAAACUCCCAAAGGGGUUUUUUUAUUAUUGUUCUCCUUGCGAGUUCAGCAUUCCCAUCAAAUAUACUUUCUUACAUUUAUUUGAAGAAAAGACUCAUGAACAUCCAUUCACUUUCCUACCAAGGCCAAUGUCAUUCAUCUGUGAUGCAUGUGGUACUUGUGGGGAGUAUUGCAUGCCUUACAUAUGCACCAUAUGUAAUCUUGUAGUGCAUAAGGAUUGUAUUUCCCCUCUACAUACCAUCAAGUUAAGAAGGCAUGAACACUCUGUUUCCCAUAUUUAUUUCCUCGAAGAAAAUGAAGUAAGAAAGAGGAUCUGCAGAAUUUACCGGAAAGAAGUGAAUAUGGAAUAUGGGAGCUACCGUUGCUCAGAUUGUGGUUACUUUGUUCAUGUGAAUUGUGCAAGAGACAAAGAUCUUUGGGACUAUGAGAUUUUUGAGGUGGAAGAAGAAAAUCAGAAGUCCAGUGAAACCUUAGGAGAAGGAGUAAUUAAAAACUUCAGCCAUGACCACAAGUUGCUACUAAGUGACAAGAUGAAAAAUUGUGAAUAUUAUUGUGACGGUUGCAGGAGACCAAUCUCAACUGCAUUUUACCAUUGUGCUGAAUGUAAUUACUUCCUUCAUGAAUGUUGUACCGAAUUACGUAGAAAGAAGAAACACUGGAACGUUGAGAAAACUCGAACUCUCAACUUUGAACACAUUUUUAGGUGUUAUUUUUGUGGGUUUUAUUGCAGUGGGUUUUGCUACGUCAGUGAUGAUGACAGAUCACCAAGUAUCUGCAUAAGAUGCUUUGAAAUUCCAGACUACUACCUUGCUCAUGGACACGAGCACCAUCUUUUCUUUGACCACAAGUUGAGAAGGGAGUGUACUAUCUGUAAUGAAAAAUAUGGAAAGUUCAGGUGUGAAGAAGAUAAUUGUGAAUUUGUUUUGUGUAGCCGAUGUAUUGCGCUACCAGAGACGGCCUGGUACAAGCAUGAUGGAUACAAGCAUGACGAACAUCCUCUUGCACUCACUUACUAUGAUGAUGUUCAUGAUUCGUAUCAAUGGUUUUGUGACAUAUGUGAAGAACCAAGAGAUCCAAAAAAGUGGUUUUAUUACUGCGCAACUUGUGAUUAUUCUUGCCAUCCCCUUUGUGCUCUCGGGAAGUACCCAUGUGUGAAGUUGGGGUCACCUGUCAAGCUUGCAAUUCAUGAACACCCUCUCACUUUCAUGAAGGACAAUCUUGGCUAUCACAAAUGCAGUACUUGCGGCCAGAGUUGCAAAGAUGCGUUCCUCAAAUGUGUAGAGUCAGAAUGCAAGUAUGUUGUCCACUAUUUAUGUCAAUAGUUUCUGCUUCACAUGUAUAGACGUCGGCUGUGAAGAAUUGACAGUGAUAUUGCUCUUUGAUAUUGAUGGGAUGGAUAUGUCACUUAUGGAAUGUAACGUUACUGGACCCUUGCAUUUGUUUCUCCUUGAUCGAUGCUCUUAACUUGAUUGCUGGUUUGCUUGAUUUCUGUAUUAAUGAUUUCAGCAUUUAUAGUUUCCUUGUUUGCUUUAUUGCCUGAUUUUUGUAUAGUUCCGUGCUUGCUUUAUUGCCAGACUUCUGUAUUUAUGAUUUCAGCAUUCAUAGUUUCAACUGGAUUACUUAUAAAUAAAUAUUGAGCUACUUG
Rubroshorea leprosula is the source of this 2553-nucleotide messenger RNA. The record is from the annotation of a GenBank genome assembly. NCBI's taxonomy places the organism in Eukaryota, Viridiplantae, Streptophyta, Magnoliopsida, Malvales, Dipterocarpaceae.